AUGUUUGCAGUAAUCUCUCUUUCAAUUCUUCCAGGCUUUCUUUUAGCCUGUGCUCCUACUUUACCAGAAAGACAAGUUAUUGUACUAGCGCAGAUGGACCAACUUCCUGUACAGUUUGUCUACGGUAAUAGCUCAGAAAUACCAGGAGUAGCCGAGAGUAAAGAAGAUGUGAUCCAUUUCAUCGCAUCAGGAAUGAAAAAAGCGGUAAUUGAAGCAAUGGAUGAGGAUGACUGGAAAGUGUCUUUGAUGUCGUAUGAUAUAUUUGACCAGAACAUUACGGUAUCCCUCUCGUGCGAGCCUUUGCAGUGCAACGCAAAUAUUACAUUUGACGAUGAAUGCCCUAAGGAUACUGAUAGCAAGUGCUGCGCUGUGACAAACGACCUUGUCGAAGCUACAGGUGAUCCAAAUGAAAAAACAUCUACUCCAGUUUCGUCUUACAAAUCAAUCAAACUGAUACUGACUACUAACGAUUACUUUGCUGCUUAUUUCGACAUCGAAAAAAGAAGUCAUCUCACGACUGUGGAGCGAAAGUUGAGAAAAUACGACAACGCUUUUGCUAGUGUCCAUUUGAAAUGA
Cylicocyclus nassatus is the source of this 576-nucleotide messenger RNA. Lineage: Eukaryota; Metazoa; Nematoda; Chromadorea; Rhabditida; Strongylidae. The record is from the annotation of a GenBank genome assembly.